Molecule: messenger RNA, 1173 nt
Organism: Helianthus annuus (common sunflower)
Lineage: Eukaryota; Viridiplantae; Streptophyta; Magnoliopsida; Asterales; Asteraceae
Exons: 8
Coding region: 117-983 (288 amino acids)
Biological process (GO): endocytosis
Cellular component (GO): membrane; clathrin vesicle coat
Source: RefSeq, a predicted model, not a curated record
AUCAGAUCAAACAGUACCAGAUUGAACAAUCCCACCAUCUCUUGGAUUUUCAUCUACACAGAUCAUCCUUUUCCUCCAUUAAACCCCCAUUAAUCCGCUGUAUUCUAGUGUAGAUCAUGGACAAAAACCAGAAUCCAUCGAACAGUAAUACCAACAAGGAUCACAAUCCCCCAAUUUUAGAUGAUUCCGGCGACAUUGAACCCGCUGAACUCAUUCUCUUUCAAGUCUCUGAAUGUUACGUCUAUUUGAUACCUCCAAGGAAGACUGCAGCUUCCUACAGGGCUGAUGAAUGGGAUAUAAACAAAUGGGCUUGGGAGGGAACAAUGAAAGUAGUAAGCAAGGGAGAAGAGUGUAUUAUCAAACUUGAAGAUAAGACAACAGGUGAACUGUAUGCCCGGGCAUUUUUAAGAGAUGGAGAGCCUCAUCCUGUGGAGCCUGUAAUUGAUAGCAGCCGAUAUUUUGUUUUACGUGUGGAAGAGAACAUUGGUGGUCGUCUUCGCCAUGCUUUUAUUGGUAUAGGCUUUAGAGAAAGACCUCAAGCAUAUGAUUUCCAAGCCGCUCUUCAUGAUCAUAUGAAGUACCUUAACAAGAAGAAAACUGCCGAAGAGAUGGAACAGCAGUUCCAACAGACUUCUUCAGUUGAUUACAGUUUAAAAGAUGGAGAAACUCUGGUGCUUCAACUAAAAAAUAAAGGUGGUAGCAGCAUGAGGUCCAAGUUCUUCGAGCAGGGACUAAAUAAUCCCGCAGAUCAAAAAGAAAAGGGUAAGAAGGAGGUUGCAAUUACUAGUAUACCACCACCACCACCGCCUUCACCACUUUCACCACCAGUUAAUGCCGUAAACAACCCUCUGGCACCCUCAAGGUUGGCUCUUGAUGAAAGUCCAAAAGAUAAGUCUUUGACCUCAGUUGACCAGCAACCAAAUGAACCUCAUUCUGCUCAAGACCUGCCAGAUGAUGAUUUUGGAGAUUUUCAAGCAGCAUAAUGCUGCUGUUUUAUGAAUGUUUGGUUUGAACUCAAAGUUGCCACAGAUCUCCAUGUCUUUUUUUUUAUUAUUACUAUAAUAUAAUGGGUUGGUAAAUAUCGCAUUUUCUUAUAUAUCAUUUGUUUUGAUUUUUUUUUCUGUUUAUCUACAAAACAUGUGUCAUCCAGUUUUUUCUUCUUCUCUAUUAUUA